Suillus fuscotomentosus is the source of this 984-nucleotide messenger RNA. RefSeq lists its product as uncharacterized. The transcript is spliced from 4 exons. The record is from RefSeq and is a predicted model, not a curated record. Bases 1 to 795 code for a protein of 264 amino acids. NCBI's taxonomy places the organism in Eukaryota, Fungi, Basidiomycota, Agaricomycetes, Boletales, Suillaceae.
AUGCGCUCAUUAGAAGUUUUAUAUUACUUAGCACCUCAGUCUUCGACUAUUGAGACUGAGUACUUACUACUUUCGUUUAUAGAAUUCUUUCUGUCAUUCUUUCGUCUGUCGCAUCCUCGAACAAAAUACAUCUUGCGAUCGAAGAAGAAGCCAGAUGGUGUGGGUGCAUACAGCAUACCGUUUUGUGGUGACAUCUCAUCUCACGAGUAUGCCAAAAUUGCACGUUGGUUCUCGGAGAAUGUUCCUGGUGCUUCCGGUCAAGUCGAAAAAUGGCUUGGUGGCAUGCCUUUGGUGCAUGCUUUCACUCUCGUGGUUGCUCACCGAAAGGCCAGUGAUUUUGAAAAACGCAUCGAAGCUCGAAACGAAGAAUGGAACGAUAGCAUGCUGUUGAAGAUGGCUUGGGCUGAUCUCAUGAUAAGCUAUCCUACCAAUAGCUUCGUGGCUGAUGUCGACCUCGAGUGUCUGACCGCACUAGAAGCAAGGAUGUUCGAGGAUUCCGAAGAAGCAGGACCUGCAGGCAACCAGCAGUGGGGUUUGGAUGCUGGCCAACAUCACAGGCGAUGGAAUGUGUAUGUCGGAAUUCCUGAUGAAUGGGUUUCUGCAAGAGAUUAUAGCGAGAGUGAACUUGAACGCGGCCCCUUAUUCAGUGAUAACUCUGAUGCUACAUCUUUGGAGUCUGCAGACGAGCUAUCCGAAGCUGUAGUUCCUUCUCUGCCGGCCAAAGAAUGUCCGCCCGUUAAACGUCGAUGUGCUCCACAGGCUCGAAGGGUCCAGAGAGGGAGGAAAAGAAAAUAGUCAUUGGCUUAUGUAUACCUAGUUGUACAUGGCUCUGAGGCAACUAAAAUAACAAAAGAAUGGUCGUGAACUCAUCCAACUUGAUCUGGAAGUUGAAUAUAGAAUAUAGGAAUGGCGCGUCAGUGGCCGCGUCAAGGAUCGUUAGUGCCGCGUCAAGGCUCGUCAGUGCCGCGUCACAUGCGCGUCACG